Messenger RNA from Lasiosphaeria miniovina, 463 nucleotides. RefSeq lists its product as uncharacterized. NCBI's taxonomy places the organism in Eukaryota, Fungi, Ascomycota, Sordariomycetes, Sordariales, Lasiosphaeriaceae. The record is from RefSeq and is a predicted model, not a curated record. The transcript has a single exon. The coding region runs from base 96 to 362 and encodes 88 amino acids.
UUGAACUGGGUUGGUUCGCGCCGGGGUCGCAUCCAUUUUGAUGCGUUCCCCGGCCUCGUGAGCGGUUACAUGUCUGGGUGGUUUUGAGAGCGUGAAUGAGGAGAUAUAUGGCGGGCUCAAAAAAAAGGAAAUACUCAAUGUGUGGGCGAGAAAGGGCGCGAGCUGUUGUGUUAAACUUUUCUUUUUUUCUCUCUUUUUUCACAGCCUCUUUUUUGCACAGCCUUUCCCUAUGCCGGCCGACUGGUACCAGCUGCCGUUGCCUGGGAAAGGUUGGGACAGAUGAGAAAUGGCUGGGGUGCGGAACAUGUAGGAAUAUAUCGCUGUUUUUCUCUCUUAUAUGUUUUGUUUUUUUGCCUUCUUGAUGGCGGUUCUUGGUUCACUCUCAGGGUCGAAAUCUUUACUUCUUCCCUCACCUUCACGCUCACGUACCUCACGUAUCAUGCAUGGUAUCUCGACUAGCUCC